Messenger RNA from Torulaspora globosa, 762 nucleotides. RefSeq names its product Lnp1p (gene LNP1). Bases 1 to 762 code for a protein of 253 amino acids. The record is from RefSeq and is a predicted model, not a curated record. NCBI's taxonomy places the organism in Eukaryota, Fungi, Ascomycota, Saccharomycetes, Saccharomycetales, Saccharomycetaceae. Gene Ontology annotation, cellular component: endoplasmic reticulum tubular network. Gene Ontology annotation, biological process: endoplasmic reticulum tubular network organization. The transcript has a single exon.
AUGUUCAGCACGAUUAGAAAUUGGGGCAGCGGUAGCAAGAGGACGCUAGUCCAGCGAUACACCGACGAGCUCUCGCAGAUCACAGGCGAAAUUCACGAGCUGGACCGCAGCCUGAAGACCAGCCAGCAGGCGAUGGAUAACAUGCAAUCUGUGCUGACAUAUAACGGGAGCGGCCUAGUAAUUUCCGUGUUUGCGUACUUAUAUUGGAAGUGGGACGGCAACUGGUUCAGGAUCGCAGCGGGCGUUGCUGCGUGUAUAGCACUUCUGGCAGUGGUGAAGUACACUGCCUACCGAACUGGCCAAUGGAAUAGGAGCCGUCAAUCGAGGAAGCUGGCAAAGCUACGGGCGCUGCACCAGGAAAAGCUGGAGAAGCUGAAGGAGGAGACGAAUUACCACGCAACGAAUUCCAUCAUACAACGGUUCUCGCAAGGGGAAGACCAGUCUGAGGAUGCCAUGAUCCUCAUGGAUGAAGAGCUACGGGACAAAUACAGAGAGCUCAGCGAUCUGAAAGACGAGCUAGCCCAGUUCAAACAGGAGGAUAAGCUGAACGACAAGAAAGAAAGAGACAAGUGGUUCGACAAAGUGAUAAACGCACUCGCGGGCGGCGACACCGUCAACAGGAUGUUCCUACCGAUUGCGUGUCCGAAGUGCAAAGCGCAAACCGGCGCCUAUCGCCUCGGCAAUUUAGCGUUUAGGUACGUCUGUCCAGUGUGCGGCUACGCCGAGCCGCAACAGGCGCCUGUGGAAGAAAAGAGUCGCUGA